CGGCGCGUCCUGGCGGGACCGGGCGGCGGCGGCGGGGCCGGCGGCGGCCAGGGACCCGGGCUUAGGCUCGGCCGGGCCGGCUGAGGACGCAGGCGGCCAGCGGGCGGCGGGCGCCGUCAUGAACGCGGCGGUGGUGAGGCGGACGCAGGAGGCGCUGGGGAAGGUGAUACGGAGGCCGCCGCUGACAGAGAAGCUGCUGAGCAAGCCCCCGUUCCGCUACCUGCACGACAUCAUCACGGAGGUGGGCGCCGGGUUCCGGGCCCGGCCAGGUGAUUAGAAUGACUGGUUUCAUGAAGGGCCUCUACACAGACGCCGAGAUGAAGUCUGAUAAUGUGAAGGAUAAAGAUGCAAAAAUUAGCUUCCUACAAAAGGCCAUAGACGUGGUUGUAAUGGUGUCGGGAGAGCCACUGUCAGCCAAACCAGCCCGAAUCGUGGCCGGGCAUGAGCCUGAAAGAACAAAUGAGCUGCUCCAGAUAAUUGGAAAAUGCUGUCUCAACAAGCUCUCCAGUGACGAUGCGGUACGGAGGGUUUUAGCUGGAGAGAAAGGAGAAGUGAAAGGCCGGGCCUCACUGACCUCAAGAUCUCAGGAAUUGGAUAAUAAGAAUGUGCGAGAAGAGGAGUCCAGAGUUCACAAAAAUACAGAGGAUAGAGGAGACUCUGAAAUAAAAGAGAGAAGUACAAGCAGAGAUCGAAAACAGAAAGAAGAAUUGAAAGAAGACAGCAAGCCAAGAGAAAAGGACAAGGACAAGGGGAAGGCCAAGGAGAAUGGCGGAAACAGACACAGAGAAGGGGAGAGAGAGAGACCCAAAGCCCGGGCCAGGCCAGACAGCGAGCGACAGAAAGACAGAGGCAACAGGGAGCGGGACAGAGACUCCGAGCGUGAGAAGGAGACAGACAGAAAGAGUGAGGGGGGAAGAGAGAAGGAGAGACUGAGAGACAGGGACCGAGAGCGCGACCGAGACAAAGGGAAGGACAGGGACAGACGGAGAGUGAAAAACGGGGAGCACUCCCGGGACCUGGACAGGGAGAAGAACAGAGAGCAUGACAAACCCGAGAAAAAGUCAGCAAGCUCAGGGGAGAUGUCUAAAAAGUUGUCAGAUGGAACUUUUAAAGACUCCAAGGCUGAAACAGAGACUGAGAUUUCCACUAGAGCAUCCAAGUCAUUGACAACAAAAACAUCAAAACGGCGAUCCAAAAAUUCAGUGGAAGGAAGAAGGGACCCUAAAACGAGUGAAAAUAGUCUUUCCCCUGAAAAAGAACAUAACUCUUCCUACUGUAAAGCUAAGAAGGAACAUAGCAUGAAACAGCUCGGAAGGAAGGAGGAUAAUAUUUCAGCUAAAAUUUUAGACUCCGUAGUGUCUGGAAUAAAUAAUGAGCCAAAUCAGGAAACGACAACUUCAGAAAUAGGAACAAAAGAAGCUAAUAUUAAGUCAACUAGUAUUUCAGAUGGUAAUUCAGCUUGUCUGCGGUGUGAGAAUACUGAGCCCGACCCCGCAGAGAAGCAGAAAGGUGACUCCGCCAGUGAUGCAGAAGGAGACGUUGGACCUGCUGGCCAAGAUAAGUCUGACGUGCCAGAGACUCCAGAAAUUCCUAAUGAGCUUUCAUCCCACAUCAGAAGAAUUCCUCGGCCUGGGAGUGCAAGACCAGCCCCUCCCCGGGUCAAACGGCAAGACAGUGCAGAGGCGUUACCAACAGACAGAUCAGGGAGUGGUAAAACCGUCUCAAAUGUGAUUGUAGAGUCGCACAAUUCUGACAAUGAAGAGGAUGAUCAAUUUGUGGUGGAAGCUGCCCCUCAGCUCUCUGAAAUGUCAGAAAUUGAAAUGGUAACAGCAGUGGAACUAGAAGAAGAGGAGAAGCAUGGUGGACUUGUGAAAAAAAUUUUGGAGACGAAGAAAGAUUAUGAGAAAUUGCAGCAGUCACCCAAACCUGGGGAGAAGGAGCGAUCUCUCUUUGAGUCGGCGUGGAAGAAGGAGAAGGACAUCGUUUCCAAGGAGAUAGAGAAGCUCCGCACGUCCAUCCAGACCCUGUGCAAGAGUGCACUUCCCCUGGGGAAGAUCAUGGACUACAUCCAGGAAGACGUGGAUGCCAUGCAGAAUGAGCUGCAGCUGUGGCACAGCGAGAACAGGCAGCACGCCGAGGCCCUGCAGCAGGAGCAGAGUAUCACAGACUGUGCCGUGGAGCCCUUAAAGGCUGAGCUCGCGGAGCUGGAGCAGCUGAUCAAAGACCAGCAAGACAAGAUCUGCGCUGUGAAGGCCAACAUCCUCAAGAAUGAAGAAAAAAUCCAGAAAAUGGUGUAUAGUAUCAAUUUGACUUCGAGAAGGUGAACACUCAAAAGUUUCAGAGAUGAAAAGUCACCUCAGUUUAAAAGCAAAAAGGAAGAUAGAAAAUCGUUACUCUUUUAAGUUCCAGUUUGCUAAGAAAAUGAACAGUUUACAAUGUUGUUAUCCAGCUAAUUUUCAGAGCUUUAAAACUGUAAGCAUGUUAAGUGUAUUAAAAAAACCAUGUUUUCUUACCUCCUUCCAGAUGGAAUACUGGCUAGUUAUAAAUAGCGCUUCCAAACACCUCUGUGAAAGGUUUUUUGAAAGCCUGUUCUUUGUGUUUCUGCUGUAGCCUGUUUAGUUCUGUACCAGAACUCUCCAGCAGGUAAGUGGUGUGGCCGUACCGAGGGAACAGUAGUCCUUUAUUUUGGUUUAGUGGAAAGACUCUCAGAGGUCCAUGCAGAAUGAAGGAUGACUGUUUACUUUCUGAUAGGCACUUGAUAAGUAGAAUGAGGCCUGAAAAUGAAUAAAUUAUAUUUUUAGUUAAUUUCCAUUUGAAAGGGCUAAUCUCAGCCUGUCUCCAUAUAAGGUACCUAUCUACUGGAUUGUUUUCGUUUUUGUUUUUUGACCUCUUUGUAAUUGCAUGUACUUCUCUAUGUAAUUUUCUUCUUGAUCUCUACUAUCUUUUGCUUGUGUUUCCAGUCCUUGAAGUUCAUAAAUUUAAAAAGGAGAUUUCAGGAUGGCCUUUACGGACAUUGUCUGGAUAUGAAAUUGUCUUGGGCUACAUCCUCACUUUCUUCAGCAUUUUACCCUGGCUUUCCUCAGGCAGAGGCUAGCACAGCUACCCUUGAGUCCUUGUUCUCCUUAAGAGGGUCUUGCUCUGCGAGGCACUGGCAUCAUGCCUUUUCCUUUGCAUGGGUGUGUACACCUGAGAGACAGGUAGCUUAGGAAAAAUGACAUAAGGAAGACUUACAAGGCUGCACUGAUUUAUGAUGUUUUUUGAUGUUAGCCAUUUUUUUGGAAAUUGUUUUUUAAUGCAAAGGUUUUUUAAAAAACAUGGUUUAUAGUUUUUCACUUACGUAUACUAUUGUAAAUACGUAGCAGAGUCUUAAGUUAUUGUAUAAAACAUUUCAUUGUGUUUGAAGACAUACUUAUGGGUCUUAAGGUCUGGGUCCUAAUACUUUUAUUUUUAAAUAGUGUGUUUAUUAUGUAAACUAAGGAGUGCCAUUUAAAAUGUGAGGAUUGCCUAAAAAAGUUUUGUUUCUUUUUUUUUUUUUUUGAGACGGAGUCUUACUCUGUCACCCAGGCUGGAGUGCAGUGGUGUGAUCUCGGCUCACUGCAAUCUCAGCCUCCCAAGUUCAAGUGAUUCUCUUGCCUCAGCCUCCUGAGUAACCAGGACUACAGGCGCACGCCACCACGCCCGGCUAAUUUUUGUAUUUUUAGUAGAGAUGGGGUUUCACCAUGUUGGCCAGGAUGGUCUUGAUCUCCUGACCUCGUGAUCCGCCCGCCUCAGCCUCCCAAAGUGCUGGGAUUACAGGCGUGAGCCACAGCGCCCUGCCAGGUUUUGUUUCUUUAAGGAUUAGCACAAAUGGCACCGUUGGGUUUUUCUUCAUACAAUUUCCAAAAUAAAUUCUGUACUAAGGUUCUUAUAUGACUUUCUGAGCUGAGUAAGUUUAGGAGCAGAUUAUUAAGAUCUGCCAUUCUGAAACGUUGGUCUUUUUCUCCUUCCUAUAGUGCACCAUAAAAUUCUGUUUGAUCAGAUUAUACUGAAUACAUUUUGGGGGAGUGGAGGGACAUUAGUUAAGUAGUCCUUCGUGUAUUUAUGAUCUCUUUUCUACUGAAUCAAAUGACUUAGCCAUGACCCUGAAUGGACCUUGUUUCACUUCAAGUUAAGAUGUCUGCCUUUUAUGAAUUUGUAUAUAUGAAUAGAAUUUGGAGAUUGCGAAAAAUUGCAUACAUUGUAUGUAAGUAAAAUUUUUUAUGAAGUAGUCUGUCAAAUUGUAUCAUAAAGUUUAUUUUUCUUUUAUACAUAAAUCAUUAAAAAUAAUCACAUAUUUUUUUCCAUAAGUGUAUGGAUUGUGCAGUUCAAUUCACACAUGGAAAAAUCAUAAGCAUUUAGAUUUUUUAUUUUCAAAUGUGUGCAUUUUGUUUUUCUCAUGAGGAAAGUUCAGGGAAAUAUAUCUUUUCAUUCAUAUUAUGACACAUACCUCUUUUCAGUAUAAAAUGAAGUUUUAUAAGAUAGGUAAGCAUUUACUGGAAAUCGUAAGAUCAUUUGUGAAGUUUUAGAAGGUCUCUACACAUGAUUGUUACUGUAUCUUAUCCUAGACACCAGAUCCUGAUCUUAUUUGAGAAAUUUAAGUUUUCUCUUAAUUUGAGAAAAUACACAAAUGGGAUUAUUAAGUAUUUUUCUAUACUUUGGUGUAUAAGUUUUCAGGGAGUACUGGAGUCAUACUUCCAGAAUUUGAAUUUAAAAGUUGAGCUGAUGAUAAUUUAUAUUCAAAGGAAAUGCAUAAUAAACCUUUGGAAGAAAUAGUUCAAGACUAAAAUGCAGCUUUCUACUUUGAUAUUCAUCCUUAUCUUUUUAAUAAUCAACUUUUAAAAACUGAAAUCAAUCAAGAAGAAUGAUGUCAUUUGGUGAUAUGAAGUGUACUUAGGAUUUGGGUGAUACGGAUUCUAGUCAGUGUAUUGGCGAGUGCGCCUCAACUAUUCCAGUGCUGCUCUUCCGAGCUGCCCUGGACUCAUGGGGUUUAUCUUCUAUUGGUCGGUGUGUACAGUGUCAUGGCACACGAAUGAGAGAAAAGAUGGCCAGGGCCUUUGAGCAGCUUUUGGAUCAGUAGCCAGUGUGAGGCAGCAGCAAGCAGGAUGAGCAGCCUGUUUGAGCUUCUGCAGGAACCUGCUUCAGAAGGAGGCCACGCCCAAGCAGGAUCAAGGCUCAGCAUGUCACCACCAGGGAAGACACUAAACACCCAGACCUGGACUUGGCUCCCCCUUCUGGACUCUUCUUUCCACACCCAAAACGCAGAGAGUAAAUAACCUUGUUCAUGGCACCUCUACCACUGUGGGCUCCUCUGAGGGGCUCUCCAGCAAAGACUAACGUAGCAAAGUAGAAGAAAGAAAAAUUCUAAGUCAAGCAUGAGCCAGCCUAAGUCGGAGGGGAAGGAAUAGCUGUUCUCAGCCAUUCUCAAAUGUAACUACUUGCUGCAUUUGGGCUCUGAGUUUAACUCUAUCCUAGGAUACACUUUAUUAAUAAAAACAUUUUAUAUUUUUCUAAAA
Messenger RNA from Macaca mulatta (Rhesus monkey), 5531 nucleotides. The record is from RefSeq and is a predicted model, not a curated record. NCBI's taxonomy places the organism in Eukaryota, Metazoa, Chordata, Mammalia, Primates, Cercopithecidae.